GGUGUAGUAUCCCAUGGUGCUUGGCGCGAGGGGCCCCACCCAGCGCUGUCAAAGUUGACGUGUGUGGUACAGCAUUCCCGUCCAUGGGCCCAGCUCAACCUGCCCGGGACAUCGCUGCCCUGCUCACAAACACACCAGGUUUUCACCCAGGAUAGGGGAGCACAGACACGGGAGAACCCGCUCUACCCGUGUACGGAACCGCUUGAGCGCUGGCAGGCUGGUUGCUGGUUGUUUGGCGAAACCUUUCCGAGAGCUGGCUGGACCUGGGCUGAAGGGUUUUGGUCUGCAGCCCCGCGCAGACGGUGGAAACCAUGCCCAUGAUGGGGUGUUGGGGCCAAAGGAAGAGCGAGGAAACAAAGGAUCUGGAGAAGAAGCAGAAAAAGGCCAAUCGGAGGAUAGAUGAGCAGCUAAAGAAGGACAAACAAGUCUACAGAGCGACACACCGACUGCUCUUGCUCGGUGCUGGUGAGUCAGGAAAGAGUACCAUCGUCAAACAGAUGAAAAUUCUGCACCAAAACAGCUUCGAUGAACAGGAGAGGCGUCAGAAAAUCGCAGACAUCAAAAAGAAUAUUCGAGAUGCCAUAAUAACAAUCACCGGCGCCAUGAGCACGUUAACGCCUCCUGUACCUUUGGCUGACUACACUUUGCAGGCUCGGGUGGACUACAUCCAAGAUGUGGCCACUCAGCCCGAGUUUUCGUAUCCCCCGGAAUUCUAUGAGCAUACAGAACUCCUGUGGAAGGAUGGUGGCGUGCAGGCCUGCUAUGAGAGGUCCAACGAGUAUCAGCUCAUCGACUGUGCACAGUAUUUCCUGGAUAGGGUCCAUUUAGUCAAGCAGCCAGACUAUGAACCAACAGAUCAGGACAUUCUACGGUGUCGUGUGUUAACCUCGGGUAUCUUUGAAACCAAGUUCGAAGUUUGUGAAGUAAAGUUUCACAUGUUUGAUGUAGGAGGUCAAAGGGAUGAAAGAAGGAAAUGGAUUCAGUGUUUCAAUGAUGUAACAGCGAUAAUCUUCGUGGUGGCUUGCAGUAGUUACAACAUGGUGUUGCGGGAAGACCCCAGCCAGAAUCGCCUUAGGGAAGCCCUAGACCUUUUCAAGAGCAUUUGGAAUAACAGAUGGCUGAGAACAAUCUCUGUCAUCCUAUUCCUGAACAAGCAAGAUCUUUUGAAACAGAAAGUGAUGGCUGGCAAGUCAAAACUGGAAGACUACUUCCACGAAUUUGCCCGGUAUACAACACCUUCAGAUGCCCAACAUGAGCCAGGCGAUGAUCCAGAAGUAACGAGGGCCAAAUACUUCAUUCGAGAUGAGUUUUUGCGGAUUAGCACAGCAAGUGGGGAUGGGAAGCAUUACUGCUAUCCACACUUCACAUGUGCUGUGGACACAGAAAACAUCCGUCGUGUCUUCAAUGAUUGCAGAGAUAUCAUCCAGAGGAUGCACCUACGGCAGUACGAGCUGUUGUGAUUGGUCGUGCAGCUCGUGUCACCUUGUGCCGGGGAAAGAGAGGUUGCAAUUUUCCCACGAUGCAAUUCCUGAGUGGAGUAUAUAAUUGAGAGGUGUAAAUGUAUGCUAUGAAGACAGAUUUUACCAAUUAUAUGUAAAGACAAGAAAAUUUUUAAUUUCCUAGAGUUGAGACUAUCGUGAACAAGAACAUGAACUCCCUUGUCAGAGGAUCUGAAACUUCACUUGUAGUCGUUUGGUUUGUUUGUGUAUACACAUAAGCUAAAUAUACUGUAAAAUUGUGAUACCUUUCCACAGUAUCAGCCUUUUCCAUAUAACAGUGGAUAAGCAGACAUGUCAGAUAUAUUUCCUUUUCUUGUAAUCGUCAUUCCAAGUCACUACAGUGACUGUCCAAAAGGUCAUAGAGGCAGUUGUAUUUUGGUGAGUUAGGAAAGGGGAUUACCUUGUUGCCAACCUGAUCGAUUUGGGAUGACCA
This is a messenger RNA of Branchiostoma belcheri (Belcher's lancelet), 1932 nucleotides long. Its product is annotated as guanine nucleotide-binding protein G(s) subunit alpha-like. NCBI's taxonomy places the organism in Eukaryota, Metazoa, Chordata, Leptocardii, Amphioxiformes, Branchiostomatidae. The record is from RefSeq and is a predicted model, not a curated record. Gene Ontology annotation, cellular component: heterotrimeric G-protein complex. Gene Ontology annotation, molecular function: GTP binding; G protein-coupled receptor binding; G-protein beta/gamma-subunit complex binding. Gene Ontology annotation, biological process: sensory perception of chemical stimulus; adenylate cyclase-activating dopamine receptor signaling pathway.